CGCCGAGGAUGCCCGCGACGCUUGCCUGCCUGCUGAGCUAGCCCAGAGCAGGAUGUAGCGAGCGAGCGAGCGAGCUGGCCGACCGAUGCCCUCGCCGCCCCCCGGAACCCCACGGCGCCUCCUUUCUCCGGGAUCGUGGCAAGAGAAGCAUGGAGGAGAAGGAGGGCAGUUGAAGAGGUCCUGCUGAGAAGUGUGAGUGCCCUGGAAGCUUUCAUCAGCCUGUUCCAGCCUUCCUGAGACAAGCAAUGCCUGCGGGGAUGAAUAAGCAUGGAUCUCGAUCGACUACCUCUUUGCCUCCCGAUCCCAUGGAGAUUGUCAGGAGCAAGGCCUGCUCCAGAAGGGUCAAGCUUAAUGUAGGUGGCUUGGCCCAUGAGGUUUUAUGGAGAACACUGGACAGGUUGCCACGGACAAGGUUGGGUAAGCUCAGAGACUGCAACACCCAUGAAUCCCUUAUGGAUAUAUGUGAUGACUACAACUUGGAAGAGAACGAAUAUUUCUUUGAUAGGCACCCAGGGGCAUUUACUUCUAUCUUGAACUUUUACCGCACUGGCAAGCUGCACAUGAUGGAGGAAAUGUGUGCCUUGUCCUUCAGCCAAGAACUGGACUAUUGGGGGAUUGACGAGAUCUAUCUGGAGUCCUGUUGCCAGGCAAGGUACCACCAGAAGAAGGAGCAGAUGAACGAGGAGCUCAAGAGGGAAGCAGAAACAAUGCGAGAUAGGGAAGGAGAGGAAUUUGAUAACACCUGCUGCGCUGAGAAGAGGAAAAAGCUCUGGGACCUUCUGGAGAAGCCCAAUUCUUCUGUAGCAGCCAAGAUUUUGGCAAUCAUUUCCAUCAUGUUCAUCGUCCUCUCUACAAUUGCCUUGUCACUCAACACUCUUCCUGAGCUCCAAGACAAAGAUGAAUAUGGAAACCCCACCGAUAACCACCAGUUAGCCCAUGUCGAGGCUGUGUGCAUUGCAUGGUUUACAAUGGAAUACCUCUUACGGUUCCUAUCCUCUCCUAAGAAAUGGAAGUUUUUCAAAGGGCCACUGAAUGCUAUUGACUUGUUAGCCAUCUUGCCGUACUACGUCACCAUCUUCCUCACAGAGUCAAACAAAAGUGUACUUCAGUUCCAGAACGUGCGGAGGGUCGUUCAGAUAUUCCGUAUCAUGAGGAUACUCCGAAUUCUCAAGCUAGCUCGGCACUCCACCGGUUUGCAAUCCCUGGGAUUUACGCUGAGGAGAAGCUACAAUGAGCUUGGGUUGCUCAUUUUGUUUCUGGCCAUGGGGAUUAUGAUAUUUUCGAGCUUAGUGUUCUUUGCAGAAAAAGAUGAGGAGGAUACAAAAUUCAAGAGCAUCCCGGCAUCCUUCUGGUGGGCAACCAUAACUAUGACAACAGUUGGCUAUGGAGACAUCUACCCUAAAACACUCCUAGGUAAGAUCGUUGGUGGCUUGUGUUGCAUUGCUGGUGUCUUAGUCAUUGCCCUCCCUAUACCAAUCAUUGUAAAUAACUUCUCUGAGUUCUACAAAGAGCAGAAGAGGCAGGAAAAAGCCAUCAAGCGCAGAGAAGCUCUUGAAAGAGCAAAAAGAAAUGGGAGCAUUGUGUCCAUGAAUAUGAAGGAUGCUUUUGCCCGUAGUAUAGAACUGAUGGACAUAGUCGUUGAAAAAAAGGGAGAAAAUACAGGCAAAAAGGAUAAAAUUCAGGACAAUCACUUAUCCCCAAGCAAGUGGAAAUGGGCCAAGAGAUCUCUCUCUGAAACUAGCUCCAACAAAUCUUUAGAGACAAAGGAACAAGGGUCGCCAGAAAAGGCUCGCUCAUCUUCCAGUCCUCAGCAUCUGAAUGUUCAACAGCUGGAAGACAUGUACAGCAAAAUGGCAAAAGCUCAGUCCCAGCCCAACCUCAACAUGAAGGAGUCAGGUCAACCCAACAAGCAAAAGGAAGAAUUAGAAAUGGAAGCUAUUCCUGGCCCUAUGGUGCCUUUGCUGACCACUCGGGCAGAUGGAAUAAUUGACAUGAGGAGCAUGUCAAGUAUUGACAGUUAUAUAAGCUGUGCUACAGAAUUUCCUGACUCCGGGAGAUAUUCUCAUAGCCCACUAACUACGCUGCCUAACAAAGGUGGAAUAAAUCCACUUCAGGAUCCAUAUAGGCCAGAGGGAAGCGGGUCCAAAUUCAUGAGAUAAAACCAAAUCUGGAAAGCAGUCGUUACUCUACGUUUUCAUAGAGAGCCCCAAAAGUACCAUAAAGUCACCAAUCCUCUAAAAUUAAGAUCCCUGAAGGUUAUUAUGGAAGAGGAUGCCAUAGGACCAACAGCAUCAAACGUCCUGAGAAUAUACCCAGAUCCCAUCAAGAGCAAAGGAGCAACAGGAGCAGCUACAGAUAGUUCUGGCCACUCUGAUCGGUCUUUAAUGAGUCCAGAAACCUCUAUCUAUACUACUGCAAGUACCCGAACACCCACAAAAUCCCCCGAGAAGCAGGCAGCAAUAGUUUUCAAUUUCCACGAUGCUGGGAUACAUAAAUAUAUUGACGCCGACACUGAUGACGAAGGUCAGUUGUUGUAUGACUCAAGCCCUCCCAAAGCCCCACCAGGAAACCCAGCUCCCAAAUACAACAUUACACAUGGUGGCUAUUUAAGGCAAAGGGAUAGUGUUUAUAGAACAGAGAAGAACCACUUAGAGACUGCUGCUUUACCCUCCUCACCCAAGCUUAUUGGGCAAAAUUGCCUUUAUUCCAUGGAAAGUAUCACUGGAAGAACCCGUGGUAACCAGGAAACUAUCAAAUUAGAGAACCACAUUUCACCCGAGGUUCACAUAUUACCGGGUGGAGGAGGACAUGGUAACACACAUGAUCAAAAGAUCUGACAUGUAACCCAGAACUUUUGGUGAAAGCUUGAAAGGAAUGCCUUUACACUCAACACACGAAGAAGAGCUUCUGCAUGGCAUGAACUUUUGACUGAAACAAGCCACCUGUUUUUUAAAAGCAAGAGGAUGCCCUCAAGGUGGGCUCAGGAAUAAGUUCUCCUCUAGAUCCACUACAAAGUUGCUGCCCACAGCCAUCAACUGAAACGAAGAUUGUGCUUCUUGGUCAUAAUUUGAUCUCCUUUCGACUUCCUUCAUUGAAGUUAGUGUGACCAAAUAUUCCAUUCACUCCCCCCCCCUUUUGAUGGAUCUCUUAUAUGUGGCAGUAUCAGCAUCCGACACUGCAUUACCCCCCUUUAAAGGAGACCAAGGUGGCCAGAGUCAAAUACUGGAAGAAAUGGUUAGGUGUUAUAAGAGUAAUCAGUGAUGCAACACUUUUUGCAUGAGGGCAACUGUUUCAAACAUCCCCAGCUAUGCCUUCUUCUCUGAGGGAUACAAGGUCUAAAGGUAACAGAAUGGGCUGGUUAAAUUGCGGAUUCAGUGAAUUGAGAAAUAAACUGUUUAAAUUCUCUGUGUGUGCUUAAUACUUCAAGAUUCAUUGAGACCUGAAGUUUUCUUUUUUUAAAAAAGAAAAAGUAACAGCAGGGUGAGUUGCACCACUUGUAUCUAAAUCCAAAACACUCCUUCAAAAUUAUAUCUAAGAAUAGCACUUAAUUACUGCUCGUAGUAACACCAAAACAGAGAUCAGGAAAGCAGGUUUUUAAACUGAGAUUAGAAAGGCAGUUUUCAAACUCAAAAGACAAUGGGAAUGGGUGUGUAAAGGAGGCAUUGUUCCGCUCUUAUUGGUGAGAGGGUUUGGUUGGUAUUCUUAGAAGGGAGCAACCAAGAUGUAGCUGACCCUUUUGUGUGUUGGGGGAAGGCUACCACCCAGAACCACAGCCAUAAUGUAAACGAAAGGACAGUGCAACCCCUGGAGAUUCUGACCAAAGCAUUAAGCUGGGAGUCCAUACUGGCUUUAUGAUCAUCUCCAGCACAAAAGAGGCUGAAGUUAAUAGUAUGAAAAGGGAUUAAAUGUGGGCUCCCAGAAUUAUUUGCACAUCCUUUCAUGGCUUACACCUAAUCUGUUAUCCAUGCCAGAAGAAUCUUUCUGCCACAUUUUGCACUUAAAUAGCGCAGAAUGAAAAGAUAUGCAAGUUUUAAAAACAUAAAUAUGCAAAAAUAAUAACAACAAUCCUAAGCAAUUAGCCUGAUCCUCCUCUCAUUUGGACUGGUGUGAAUCAUAGGAGGCUCCCACUGGAGUUUC
This is a messenger RNA of Lacerta agilis (Sand lizard), 4137 nucleotides long. RefSeq names its product potassium voltage-gated channel subfamily B member 1 (gene KCNB1). Gene Ontology annotation, cellular component: membrane; voltage-gated potassium channel complex. NCBI's taxonomy places the organism in Eukaryota, Metazoa, Chordata, Lepidosauria, Squamata, Lacertidae. The record is from RefSeq and is a predicted model, not a curated record. Gene Ontology annotation, molecular function: protein binding; delayed rectifier potassium channel activity. Gene Ontology annotation, biological process: potassium ion transmembrane transport; protein homooligomerization.